Messenger RNA from Aspergillus calidoustus, 4171 nucleotides. Lineage: Eukaryota; Fungi; Ascomycota; Eurotiomycetes; Eurotiales; Aspergillaceae. The record is from the annotation of a GenBank genome assembly.
UCUCCACACCCUGUGGUCGUAUGUAUCAGGUUUUAAAAACAAUUGUGUAUAUCCCACGAUAUCCAAGUCAUCCCCCAUACAUGUACUGAUGCUCUCGCAUCUGCCGUCCCCACAAGCAAUUGCACUAUCCGAUCGCACGAGACCGCGAAUAGAUGCGAGGUACAAGUCCUCUUAUCCAAGAAUCGGCUGUUGUUCUUCCAGACUAAUACUAAACAUUGUUACUUGCAUUCGAUGUUGAUCUGAUUUGUCUUGUUGUGGCACGUCCCUCCCUUCACGAGCUGGAAAAUAUAUCAUUGUUGUCCAUCCCUAUCUACACUUCAUCUCCUCAUCCAGGUCGUCCACAACCACAUUCAGCCUUCAUGACACACUUUGGAAGUCCUACAAUGAAAAGGCUUUUCCUAACCAAGCUCGUUCUUUUGCACGGAAGAGGUAUCUGUGUUGUAAUGUCUUCUCCAGCUUGUGACGAUUGUGUUUGGCCGACCAAUCGCCCAUCCCGUGAUGAGCUCUCCGCAUCACACAGAAUUCCAGGGAACGGCAGCCGAAGCCUUGUGCUGAGCCACCUUCACCUUCUGCACUUACUCCGACCUCUCCAUUCUUCGACUUCGCGUUUUGAGUCAAUCCUGACGUGUCUUUGAUUUCUUCCAUCGCAGAGUCGUGACGACUACAGAGAUAAGAGACGUGGUCGGCUCUCGUCCCUGGCCAGGGUCUGGACUGUGUCGGUCGCAAUCGAGACUCUGAGCAGUGAACACUCGACUGCCCAUACCGCGGAGAAAGUCCUCUGUCCCGGUCGCGAGUCAUGCAGCAGCAUUCGACUGAUUCGUCUCUCCAACUCUGGAUAACAUAUCUUGUCUGAGGGGCGGCUGUCUGGAGAGAACACCACACGUCAUAUUCGAUAAGCUCCUUCUCCUGAUCAACAAGUGGUGAGACCACACGGCUACCGGACUCGUGCGCCUGGAUAAUUUUCCGUUGUUUGCUUUCGCGCCAUCAGACAACAGCAACACAAUAUGUGUUUCUGACAUGGGCUUUAGGCUGGGCAAGGCUGGGAGAGGCGCAUUUGAGCCAGGGAACCGAAGCCACUGACGUUAACCCCGACAUUUAGUGCGCCCACACCGAGCGAUCUUCCUUUUAGCGUGAGACGGUUCGAUAUGGGCUGACCAAACGGCAUCAGGCCUUGGGUCGAGAAAAAGCCGCGACGGCUGACCUCCGUGAUUCGUUUCCUGAUGACUGCAUCGAGGGGAGAGUGCAACGGUGGCUGCCACUCGAGGUUUGGAACGGGGAUGCCGCAUGGUUCCGAACAAAAAAAGAUUCAGGCCUGGACAGCGCACGAUGCUCCCCCUUUGAACCUAGUCUGCGAGUCAGACACGAAGGAUUAUACUGAAAACCGGAUAAUCUCUGGACAUGAUCCAAUCAGGCUUUUGGGUGACCGCCGUAAUGGAGGGUACAAGGGUUUGGGGGCGGAAAGAUAAAACAUAAGCAUGUCCAAGCAAUCUUGACCAGUCUUGACUGUUCUUGGGGUUCUUGGGGCACCCCCAGACUGGAGACCCCAUUUCAGAUGACAUGCCCAUGUGUAUUGCCCGCAUUGAUAGGUGGGACCAACCAUCGGAUCUGCCAACGAGCCCAGGACUCCCCAGACUUUGUGGGUCAUCGGGCGUUGCAUUUGCUCCAGAGUCUACUACCACCCUUGUAGGUCCCCUGUCGGUUACCAUCACAGGAAUCGAUAUGACGCUUUGCUCGAACCACCCCGCAACCUGUCAUUCGCGUGUACCAUCGUCGGUGGCGCGGCGGCAUAAACCGCAGAAAGUCUCACUGCAGAGACCCAGGGGCGGGGAAGAGAUAAAUGUGUGAUGUCCCCUGGUCUGAGGAAGAUUGCGGUUUGCGUUUCUUUUUGUCUUUUCCCACGCCUCUUUUCCCCUGGCAUUCCUCACUUGCAAUAUGGACUACCACGCCACCCAAUCCUCAAGUAGCAGCAAAGAAACUGGAGCCGAGCACCGAGAGGAGCGCAAGGCCAUCCAGGGCGUCUAUGAUGUCGAGAGCCGGGACCGCAACAGGUUGAGUGCGGUUUUCGAGAAUCCGCUCGCUGGCAUCCCUCAGGACCAACUUUUCAAAGGUGUUGAUCUGUUCUGCGCGCAAUAUGGCUUGGACCAGCAUCGGGACCUUUUUCGAAAGGGUGCUUUGAUUUCACAGAACCCUGCCGCAGUCGAGACCCUACCUGAGCUCAGUGAGCAGGAAAGGGAGGCCAUCCGUCGUGAAACCACCCACAAGUGGUCACAGCCAUGGUCGCUUUAUUUUUUGGCUGCGAUGUGCUCGCUCGCUGCUGCUGUUCAGGGAAUGGACGAGACAGCCAACAAUGGCGCUGUUGAGAUUUAUCCUAGACUCCUUGGAAUAGAAUCGGAUAGGUUUUCUCCACAGAUGCAAGACUAUAUCACCGGCCUUGUCGUCGGAGCCCCAUAUCUAGCUUGCGCACUCAUUGGUUGCUGGCUCACUGAGCCUCUAAACCGGUAUUUUGCACGCAGAGGAACUAUCUUCAUCUCCUGUGUCAUCGCGGCUGUAGCCUCAAUCUGGGAAGGUGUUGCCAAUUCGUGGGUCAAUCUUUUCCUGGCGCGCUUUGUUCUUGGUUUGGGAAUUGGCUCCAAGUCAUCCACGGUGCCUGUCUAUGCGGCCGAAUGUUCCCCGGCCCCCAUAAGAGGAGCCUUGGUGAUGAUGUGGCAGAUGUGGACUGCGUUCGGCAUCAUGCUUGGCAACAUCAUGGGCGUUGCAUUUAUGGGCGUUCGCGAAGAUCUUAGCUGGCGAUUAAUGUUGGGAAGCACUGUUGUUCUACCCAUCGUUGUUUGCGCACAGGUAUACUUCUGCCCCGAGUCUCCUCGCUGGCUCAUUGAGCACAACAAGAUCCCCAAGGCGUUCGAGUCCUUCCGAACUCUCCGCCCAACCGAACUGCAGGCUGCCCGUGACUUGUACUAUGCCUAUGUUGGCGUGGAAAUUGAACGCAAGGUGAACAAGGGCAAAAACUUCUUCACAAUGUUCCUAGAGCUCUUUACGAUCCCACGCAACCGGCGCGCUACUCUCGCCACCUGGAUUGUCAUGUUCCUGCAACAAUUCUGCGGCGUCAAUGUGAUUGCCUACUACUCAACCACCAUCUUUGUCGAAUCCGGAUAUAGCAUCCAGGAGGCCCUGUUGGCAUCCAUGGGGACGGGCAUUCUCAAUUGGGUCUUUGCAAUCCCAGCCUUCCUGACCAUUGAUACGUGGGGACGACGCAAUCUGCUUCUGUUCACGUUCCCCUGGCUUGCCAUCUGGCUAUUUUGGUCCGGAUUCUCGUUCUGGAUUGAGGAUGAUAUCCAGGAUAGCAGGAAGCGAGUCGCCAUGGUCACGACGGGAAUGUACCUCUUUGAGGUGUUUUACUCGCCUGGAGAGGGACCCGUCCCGUUUACGUAUUCUGCUGAAGCGUUCCCGCUGCAUGUUCGAGAGGUUGGCAUGUCUUGGGCGACAGCAACAACAUGGUGCUUCAACUUUAUCCUUUCCUUUACGUGGCCAAUGUUGCUUCGUGCAUUCAAGCCACAGGGUGCAUUUGGCUGGUACGCAGGGUGGUGUCUCAUUGGAUGGGUCUUGGUUCUGCUUUUUGUGCCAGAGACAAAAGAACUCACACUAGAGGAACUGGACCGUGUCUUCUCUGUUUCCACGCGACACCAUGCUGCUUAUCAGCUGAGGAAUGCCGUCUGGCACUUCCGCACAUGGGUCCUGAGACAGAAGCUGGAGCCGCUACCGAAGCUGUACGAAACAGUUGAUAGCUCGACGCCUGAUAUGAAGUCGGAGACGCGGACAGAUACAGACAUCUUGGAGGACACGAACGGAGCAUCUGCAGAGCCGAAGCGAGAGAAUGGAGCCGAUGAUAUAAUAACGGAGAAGUAAACCGAGAAGCCGACUGGGUGUGGUGGUAAUGACGGAGUGAGUCGGAGACGCUGUGGCAUCCAAUCUGAAGGAUAUUGAUGCCUUUGAUACCUAUUUUUCCUACUAAUUUACUAUUUCUUCCUAACGUAUAUCUAAUUGCCGAGCUGAGCUGAUUUAGUCCUCAAUUAUCUGGCCAAUUCUCUGAUCGAAUGUUCUUACUUGCAAUAUGUAAUUGGUUACUGAUCCAACUGUAUGCUAAAAAUCGCUUUCACAACACAUUCCAAGCCUG